GUCUGGGUUAGUUUAGUGCAGUUAACACUUAGCUACCAUCAGAGUUGGUCAGAGUACAGAUACGCUUCUUUAAGAUUUCAUUAGACUGAACUCUAAAACCAACAACAACACAAAAUGCUACAGAGGGCAGCCUCAAAUGUUUCAGACAAACCAAAGCUCAGUAAACCAAAGCGCUCCACUAGUUUUGGGCGAUUUGAGGGCAUCAGACAACCAUCACCAGCCAGACUAGAGGAAAAUGGAACAACAGUGGCAGAGGAGUCUGGAUGUGAGAGUUCUGAUCAGACCAAACAAGGCAGCCUGGGGAAGAAGAUGAAGGCCAUCUCUCUGACCAUGCGCAGGAAGAUGGGCAAGAAGCACUCCAAAAUCUUCUCUGAGGAAGCUGGUGAAGACACUGACAGAGACCUAGAAGAGGAAACAGAGUGCAGUCCUCUAGAGAAAGGCUCUGAAAAGACCAACAACUCUCUGGAGAGCCUGUACAGCAGACAGAGUUCCUCCAGCUCAGGUAGUGUGGCCUGCCUCUCAAAUGGCUCCAGUACCAGAGACAGUCUGAGACUAGAAGAGGACGGCUCCUACAAUGGACACUUCUGUGGUAGAGCACGGGUCCACACAGACUUUGUUCCCAGCCCAUAUGACACUGACUCCCUCAAACUCAAGGUUGGAGACAUUAUCAGCAUCAUCAGUAAACCUCCCAUGGGCAUAUGGACAGGGAUGCUGAACUACAAAGUGGGCAACUUCAAGUUCAUCUACGUUGACAUGCUCAUGGAGAAAGAGAGAGAGGAGGAGGCGCCAAAAAUCAGACCUCAGAGGAUGAGCAAGAGACCACGACCAAAGACACUACUGGAACUACUGGAGCGUCUUCAUCUAGAGGAGUAUGCAUCUGCACUGCUUCUGAAUGGCUACCAGACAGUAGAGGACCUGAGGCACCUGCAGGAGAAACACCUUAUAGAGCUGAAUGUGACGAAUCCAGAACACAGAGGCAGGCUGCUGGCUGCUGCAGACUGCAGAUAUACAGAGAGCGAUGAUGUGAGGGAGAGUGAGGAGCCCUCUUCAUCACACAGCCUGAAGGAGGAGAAGAGUGACUGUCCCAGAGACUCAGGCUGCUUCAUUCCAUCAGAGUGCUCUGAAAACAGCAAAGAAGACACAGAGAGCCAACCAGUCACACGCUGAUAGGCUGCACUAUCCUAAUUAACAUACCAGUAUAAAAAGUUUAUUAACUAUUACGUUUUGACUUGUAAAUUACGAUGGCUCACCAAGUUUGUCUCGUCUGUAUUUGGUUUAACAAGGUGCGAUUUCAUUAAUUAAAUGUUAAAUAUAGGCAAUUUUUCUUAAAACCGAUGAAUUUGUUCCUCCUGAUAAGCAUCCAUUUAUGAACCUUUUUGUUGAACCUAUUAAUUCACAUAAAGCACAGGGAUCAUUCUAUGGAGAGCUGCAGGUUCUCGCUCCUCCCUUGCACUUGAUUGAUGAAUUAAGGUUACUAAUUAGUAAGGAACUCACCUCACCUGGUUGUCUAGGGCUUAAUUGAAAGGGAAAAAACAAAACCUUGCAGUCACUAGGGCCUCCAUGGAAUGAGUUUGACACACCUGACAAAAUAUUUCUGACAAAUGAUAUCUUGCUUUUUUUGUGUAUUGUGCUGGAAACUAUGACGUGUGUUUGGUUUUACUAUCAUUGUGGGGACCAGAAGGAGGCUAUUUUAGGUUUAGGGGAUUAGGGUUAGAAGCUUGGGGUUAAGGUUUAAGGUUAGGGGUUUGGAAAAAUAUGAUUUUUAAUGGGAAUGAAUUGUUUGGUCCCAACAAGGAUAGUAAAACAAACGUGUGUGUGUGUGUGAGUGAGUGGGCAGGAGUUUGUACAUACAUUUUUUAACAUUCCUGGUUUAACAAAAUGUACAGACUUGUAGAACUCAAUAUACUGUAAUUGCAAUAUGUCAGACAUUAAUAAAGUAUUUAUGCAUCAAGA
This is a messenger RNA of Oncorhynchus kisutch (coho salmon), 1953 nucleotides long. Its product is annotated as SAM domain-containing protein SAMSN-1-like. Lineage: Eukaryota; Metazoa; Chordata; Actinopteri; Salmoniformes; Salmonidae. Bases 115 to 1167 code for a protein of 350 amino acids. The transcript has 7 exons. Gene Ontology annotation, molecular function: protein binding. The record is from RefSeq and is a predicted model, not a curated record.